This is a messenger RNA of Chenopodium quinoa (quinoa), 2107 nucleotides long. Its product is annotated as CDK5RAP3-like protein. The record is from RefSeq and is a predicted model, not a curated record. Gene Ontology annotation, cellular component: endomembrane system. Gene Ontology annotation, biological process: regulation of cyclin-dependent protein serine/threonine kinase activity; regulation of mitotic cell cycle. NCBI's taxonomy places the organism in Eukaryota, Viridiplantae, Streptophyta, Magnoliopsida, Caryophyllales, Amaranthaceae. Bases 186 to 1886 code for a protein of 566 amino acids. The transcript has 10 exons.
AAUAAGUACGGUCCAAACAACCUGUUUUCCACCUUUACACCGAUCGAGUGAUCGGACUUCCUUCGUAAAUUUAUGGUCUUUUGCAUAACUCUAUUCCAUAGACUUUUGCUUAGAAUUCCUAGCAUUGGUAGAAACUGAAAUAUAUAUGUAAAAUUCAUCAAUCCCUAAAACCCAAAAACCCCAAGAUGCAAUCUCAAGAAGACAUUCAAAAUCUUCCAAUUGACAUCUCAUUCUCUCGCCUCGGAGAAUGGCUUGUGGAUCGGAAGAGAAUUCCUGGGGAUUGGAGAAAACGAUUGAGUGCAAUCAGAGCUAAGAUUUCAUCCGCCUUUGCGUCGCUUCCUAAAGAUAUUGAUCCUUACUUCCAUACUCUCGAUUCUGAAGGAAUUGAUUAUUUGGAAGCAAAAAAAAUAUAUGAAAUUCUGUUGCGGACCAAUCCAGAAAGUCGGAACAUAUUUGGUCGGCUUUCAGGCGCUGCUGGUGUAUGGGAAGCAAUUGUCCAGGCAUAUGAGAAGGAUCAUGUAUUCCUUGGUGAGGCUGCUCAAACUAUGGCCCAAAAUGCUAAUUAUGAGAUCCCUUACUUAAAAAAGCAGGUUCAGAAGACACAGCAACAGUUUGCAGAGCUUGAUCGCAAGGAAGCUGAUAUCAAAAGAAGUGCAGCUUCAUCAGCAGCGAAGUAUGCUGAAGCUUGUCAAGAACUAGGAUUGCAGGGGAAUAAUGUUAGAUUGGAACUCUUAGGGAGUGCUACAAAAUCUCUUCCAAGUAUCUUCAGUAAUAUUAUGGAAGUCGUUAGUGGUGAUUCUGUUGCACAAGCUAUUGAAUACUACUCCAGUAUUGUUACAGAGCUUCAUACCAAUAAGGAUUGUACAUCUGGCAUUGUGGUUCAAAAUUUAAGGAAUAUCAUUGAAAACCCACCUACACUUAGUGUCUCUGUGGGAUCUGAUUUGGUCGAAUCCACAAAUGCUGUGUCCAACCUUAAUGAACAUUCUGAUACUUGUGGAACCAUGAGCACUGGGGCAGAUGGCAUUGAUUGGGAUAUUACAUUAGAUAGCUCUCAGAUUGACUGGGAUAUUGGCACUGUUGAAGAGACCGAUGAUGCUGCUAAUGGGUUGGGUCCUUAUGAAAUUAUAAAUGCUGAAGAGUUUUUGCAAGAUUCUUCAGCAAUUGAGUCUGAAAAGUUUGGCCAGGCUGCUCCAAGUGGUGGAGGAUCCAUUGAUGUUGAGGUUUCGGAAAUAUCUUGGGAUUAUAGUGUUGACAAUUCUCAAUUGGAAGCAAUGGAAGAUUCUGAUACACAUAUUGCAAAGGAAGCUCAAACACCUGCUCUGAAUACUUUAGCUGACGCUCAAGUCUCAGGUGAUAGAAGUCCACUUUUGGAGACGGAAUACAGGAAUAAAAUUCUUGAUGAUCUCUUUGAGAUCAAGGCAUUUUUAAACCAGCGGCUGAUGGAGUUGAAAAAUGAAGAGACUUUGUCCUUGCAACAUCAAGUUCAGGCAGUUGCUCCAUUUGUCUUGCAACAGUAUUCUACUGAUAACAUUCAGAAAAUGCUUUCUGACAUUUCAAUGGCCAUAUCUUUACUAACGAAGAAAAAAACAAGAGACUUGAUCAUGAUAUUAAAUUCAAGAAGAUUCUUAGACAGACUAGUGCAAAACUUGGAAGAAAAAAAGCAUCAUGAAGUAAAGCUGAAAGACGGUUUAAAAGACUUGUCUGCGAAACGUAUGGAGUUGCAGAACUCAAUGGCUUCAUCUUGGCCUAAGCAGGAAGUAGCAAUCAACAAAACAAGAGAGCUGAAGAAACUAUGUGAAACCACUCUGUCAUCCAUGUUCAACGGAAGACCUGUCAAGAUAAUUGGAGAAAUUAAUACCUUAUUAAAUAGUGGUGUAUCUGUGUGAUCUUUUUAGCUGUUCUCCCAAGCUUUUCUACCAGUGUUAGCAUGUACUAAUAAUAGGAACCAGCAACCAGGCUAACUUGGCAUUCUUACACUUGUGUUUUCAAUAAGGACGUCGAAUAUAGUUUAGAAAGUUUCUGUUGUAUAACUCUGUUUUGUGGUAUAUAUUCUUAACAAAUUAAGCUUCAAAUAAGAAUCAAUUUCUCAAUUUCCCAUCUGGUUUAA